ACCUUCUUAAGAAACCAAAAAGAUUCAACCUCACUAUUCUAAAUAAAUAUAUAUAUAUAUAUAUAUAUAUAAAUAAAGAAUUAUGUAGUUUAUAUGUAUAUGUAUAUAUAUAAGUCCAUAGUAACGGUGGUAUUUUGUUAAUUAAGCUUAUUGUUUAUUAUUAUGGCUGUGGAGUUUAUAACCGGUUAUGAUCGUGGUGGUGAUGGUGAUCAUAGUUUUGUCGGUAACAACGAUGCAACGAGGGUGGCGGCGGCGGGAGAAGCAGCUUGUGGUGGCAUUCAGAGUGUUGAGAAGCUCAUGGACAUGAUUUCAGAACAAAAACAUGAAGAAAAUGAUGAUUAUUCAUCACUUGAAAAACAAGAAUUUGCAGGUGUUGCUGUUUCAAUUCUUGACAACAACAACAAACCAAGAACAAGAUUAUUGGGCCAUGCUCGUUUCAGAAGAGCUCCAUCAACAACUACUCUUCUUCCUAAUAAUCUUCAAUUGCAGCAAAUGGAUCAUGAAAAAGAAACAAUCAAUGCAACAAGAUUUUUUGAAUUAUCCAAAGAAAAAGAUGGUUUUUCUCCACAACAAAGAAGUAAGGAGGAGCAAGUUUCUUCUUCUUCUGCUUUCAAGCUUUAUUGUCCUACAUCAAUUCUACCCCCUCUGCCUCAAAGGAAUAGCAAUAAUUACCAUGAUUACCCUUCAAGAUUUUCCCAUAAUCAAAAGAACAAUAAUGUUGAAGCAAACAAUGGCUCUUCUACAAGCAUUGACUUUUCUACAACCAACUCUUGUACUUACUUGUCAACGUUGACUAAUAAUAUUGAUGAUGAUCAUAGCUUGCAAAUUCAAAGGGUGUCACUUAAUAAGGGUUCUUCUUCUUAUAUGCAAAAACCACCCUUAUCCAAUUCAUCUUUGAAUAAGAGGAAGUGCAAUUCAUUGGAUAAUAAUGUUCAAUCCUCCUCUUCAAAGUGCCAUUGCUAUAAGAAAAGGAAAUCGAAGUUGAAGAGAGUGAUUAGAGUGGCAGCAAUUAGUUCAAAGACUGCUGAUAUUCCAUCAGAUGAUUUCUCUUGGAGAAAAUAUGGUCAGAAACCUAUUAAGGGCUCUCCUCACCCUAGGGGUUAUUACAAAUGUUCGAGCGUGAGAGGAUGCCCUGCUCGUAAACACGUGGAGCGUGCAGUAGACGAUCCAAACAUGCUUGUGGUAACUUAUGAAGGAGAACACAAUCAUACAUUAACACAUGAUGAUUAUGCUAAUGAUGCUGUUAUCCUCCAAUCAUCUUAAUUAGUAUAUGUUAAGAAGUCUAGAUAAGCUUAUCUUGAAUUAGUAAUAGUUUAUAAUUAAAUUUAUAUAAAUUAUAUAUAUAUAUAGCUUAAGAAAGAAUCAGUUAUAUUUUCCAAAGUAUAGUAGUGGUGUAUGUAUAGUAAUCUUUCACAAGUCUUCUUGGAAUAUUGUAAUUUUUGUUGUAAUUACCUUUCUGAUUGGUCAACAAUCUGACUUAUUAGAGGCCAUACCAAUGUGUUUAUAGGAAUUUUUUUUAU
This is a messenger RNA of Arachis stenosperma, 1520 nucleotides long. Its product is annotated as probable WRKY transcription factor 7. Gene Ontology annotation, molecular function: DNA-binding transcription factor activity; sequence-specific DNA binding. Gene Ontology annotation, biological process: regulation of DNA-templated transcription. The coding region runs from base 163 to 1263 and encodes 366 amino acids. Lineage: Eukaryota; Viridiplantae; Streptophyta; Magnoliopsida; Fabales; Fabaceae. The transcript is spliced from 4 exons. The record is from RefSeq and is a predicted model, not a curated record.